This is a messenger RNA of Metschnikowia bicuspidata var. bicuspidata NRRL YB-4993, 1029 nucleotides long. It is a transcript of the gene FMT1, whose product is annotated as methionyl-tRNA formyltransferase. The coding region runs from base 1 to 1029 and encodes 342 amino acids. The transcript has a single exon. Gene Ontology annotation, cellular component: mitochondrion. The record is from RefSeq and is a predicted model, not a curated record. Gene Ontology annotation, molecular function: methionyl-tRNA formyltransferase activity. Gene Ontology annotation, biological process: biosynthetic process; conversion of methionyl-tRNA to N-formyl-methionyl-tRNA. NCBI's taxonomy places the organism in Eukaryota, Fungi, Ascomycota, Pichiomycetes, Serinales, Metschnikowiaceae.
AUGCCGUCGGGUCUCCGCAUAGCUUUUUUUGGCCUGGACCUAUUCAGCGUGGCCUCACUCCGCAAGCUCGCCGAGCUCCAUCGCUCCAGGCCCGGGCUCAUCUCUAGUUUGGAUGUCUAUACCAGGUCGAUAAAACCCACAGGCAGAAAUCUCAAGCAAUUCGUGGACUUGCCCAUCGGCACAUAUGCACUUGGCAAUGGCUUGCGCGUGUUCCGCGUAGACUCCUCGGCGGAAAUCGUGGCCUCUGCAUUGCCGCAAAAUUACGAUCUUGCCGUGGCGGUGUCUUACGGCAAACUCAUUCCAGGCAAGUUUUUGGCCUCAUUGCGCUACGGAGGACUCAAUGUCCACCCGUCGCUUCUCCCCAAAUUCAGCGGCUCGUCGCCCAUCCAGCAUGCGCUCAUGGAAGACUGUAAGUCCACCGGUGUCACCGUUCAAACGUUGCAUCCGACCAAAUUUGACCAUGGCGACAUCAUCUGCCAAUCCGAGGAGGUGGAGAUUCUCAACGACGACAAAUUUGUCUCUUUACAGGAAAAACUCGCCACUGUUGGGGCCGACCUCUUGGCGGACGUCGUGUACAGUGGCUCAUACACGAACCCGCCGCAUUUCCAAAGUUUGGAGCAAUACUCUUUGGCUCCAAAAUUAUCCCCUGCAAAGUCAGAGGUCAAAUGGGGACAAAUGUCCUCCAGGCAGGUGCGCCGUUUGAACGACGCCUUGGGGCCUUUGCACUCGUACAAGUACGUGGAUAUAUUGAAGAAAAAAAAGCCCCUCCAGGGCAAUUUCAAAGUCAUCCUUGACGAUAUUCAUGAGCUCCUGACUUGUGCUGAACUCGACUCGCUUUCCACGCCAGGUACCUUCACUCUUAGCGCAGAUGGUCUAGUGGUGAAAACCUCAGAUUCGUACGUGUCCGUCAAGAAACUCAAAUUUCAAUAUUGCGGCUUGGAGUCGCCCGCAGAGUUCAUGAAGAAUCUCAAGAAGAGGUCUGGCACCACUGCAUGUCAAUUCAUCUCAUCUGACGCAUCAAGUCUCUGA